CGAUCGUGCUGUCUGUGAUGCGUUUUUUCCCUUCGUGCGUUUUUGUCGUGCAACCAGAAUGUCAACGUGAGAAGUUUUUUUUCGGCACUGCAACGAAGAUGAACAGUGCGCGUUAUACUCUUUGCCCUGUCUUCCUUCCAGGUGGUCGUGAUUGAAAACCUCGGCCUUAUUUCAGAAUUCCUUGUUGACCCACGAAGAACAUAAAUUACCCCGUACUAAGAUUUAGAAAACAUAAACAACCAGAAGGACGAAAAAUACUAAACAACAAGUCUAGAACCACUAGAAAGAACAACCGAACUCGAUUCAUUGCUCCAUUGCCUAGGAAGUAAGUAGAAGAAAGAAGAACUACAAGCUUCCCAAACCAGCAAAAAAAUGUCCGUCGAAGGUUCAGUGUUUGGCGGGCGUUUCGCCUCCCAGCCGGCGCCCCGGGCUACUACUUCCCAACAACAGCCCCUGAUCCUGAACCCGCCCACGCAGGUCGGCACCGCCGCCGGGCAACCAGGGGCGGGCCAGCAGUUUGUGCAGCAACCGGGGCUGACUUCCCUUUACGACCGCCAGUACAUCACGUUGCACAAUUUGUUGGAGCGGGAGAUGCGGCAGCGGGUCGAGAGCGAGAAGAUGAUCCGCGACGACAUGACCUCCAUGCAGGAGGGCUUGGCCAGGUGUACCAACCAGAUCCACGAGGUGUCCACCGACCUCCGCGGGAAUCUCCCUCGCCUGUACCAGGAGUGCAAGGAGCUGAGGCAGGACUGCAAGGCGCUGACGCAGGCGUUUAACGCGCAUUCCAUGGAACUGGCGAAACUGAACGAGAUCAUCGCCGAAAACAAGUCGGAGACCCUGAUGCGAUUCGAAAAGAACGAGCAAAAUAUGCAUUUGUAAAUAUGUCUGGGUCUAGAAGGAUCAUGCGAAGAUGAGCAAACUUCUCAUGCGCAUUCCACAACGCUGCACGCAAAUCUCUCAUGCAUAGGCAGCAAAAGAUGCCCAAGCCCAUUUCCUGUCACCAAAAUGGGGGAUUUGUCAUGCGGAUUAGGCAAAAAUGCGGAAGCGUCUCGAAUAAAUCUGUGAUGCUAGGGCCGCUGCCAUGACAGACCUUCUGUGUCAUGCAAAAUAGACAGCAUGACUUGUUCCAGAGAACCCAGACAUAUUUGCAUUUGAUACAAAAAGCGGAGGAGCGAUUGAUGUACGACAGACAGGAGAAAACCGACCAGUGGGCCAAACUGUGCACGAAACAGGUACUUACUUCUUAUGCUGGAGAUGGCUUGUUUUGUUGAUCAUGGUCGUUUCAAUCUUCCUCUUCGUUAUAGUACCGGCGAACCCCGACAAAAAUUUUCAGUUACUACCUUUCUACCUCAUGAGGUGAAGUUCAACUUUUUUCGAGUAAAAAUGUCUGAAAGUAGCAGGCUGAAGUUUCAUCUCAGCUGCUGAAAUUGACAUCGUAUUCGUACUAUGAGUAUGAAAUGCAAAAGCAUCGUAAUAGUAGAAAUCGCAUUACAAAUUGUCUCAGCAUUAGAAAUGGAAUUUGUAAUGCGCAUUUGCCUUAUUAAUAAAAAGAUUUGUAAUGCACGACUGCGAUGAAUAACCGUACACAAAUAAAAAUUUAUCAGGUCGUGCAAGAGCUCGCUGACAAAGUGGGUUGCAUGGACAUGGAAGCGCACGCAAAGUUUCUGGAGCGGAUAUGACAGUGCACAACAACUCCCCCUCCCUCUCAUUUGUGUUGCAUGAACAGCAAUACAAACGCCCACACAUCAUGUGGAGCCUGUGCAUGACAAGUUCAUGCACGUAGUGCGUACUUUUUACUGUAAGUAUGGAGGCCGCUUCAUCCGGAAUCUGUCAUGCAAACAGUACCACAUGGCAGCGCUUGGAUUUGGCAUUUUGCAUGACAAAUGAGGGGGAUGGAGAAUUCUCCACUCUCAUAGCGCAAACAGGAGUACGAGGAGGCGAUCCAACAGGUGAAAUCCAUGGAGGAGAAGGUUAACAAAUCCCUGGAAGAAUUUCUUCGCGGCAUCAACAAGUGCGACUACCUCUACUCCCAGUGCAACCAGAGCAACAACGAAUUUCAGAAGGCCUGUUCCGAUAUCCUGUGCAAAAGUAUCGUACUCGUAUAAAUGCAGGUCUUGCAUUACAAAUCUUGUUCCCAAGGCAAAUCUGCAUUACAAAUUUUAUUUCUCAUACUGAGGAAAUUUGUAAUGCAUUUAUACGAGUACGAUACUUUUGCAGUUCAUAUCCGAAGUCACAGAACAGCACAGAAACAUGAUCGACGAUAUCGUGUUCCCGAGGAUUGAGAGGUAUAUGAUAUAAAUUUCUCAUGCAGGGACAAGCAUAGCUCGACCUUUUUGUCAUGCUCUUUUACUAAAGUGCUGCUAGUUGUUCAUCAUUCUGUCUCUGUGUCGGCACCGUUGACCACGUGUUUUAAAGGUAGAACAAGAAUCUGUAUCUGUGAUAAGCAAAUUGCAAUACAAAUUGGCCUAGCAUCACAAAAGUAAAUUUGUAAUGCUGGUGAUUUGCCUUAAGAAAGAAAUUUGUAAUGCAUAAAAUGCAAAACUCGUUCCCAUCGCCAUCGCUAUCACGAUCUGACACAGGUGCGAGGCGCUUUUGAACCAAGAGAUGUGCGAGCGGGUGGACUGUCUGAAGAAGAUUGCCCACGAGUUAGUCCAUAUGCACUGCAAAAGCAUGGUACUAGUAUAAAUCGCAUGACAAAUAAUUUCCUCAGGCUCAGCAUGGGAACUAAAAUUUGUAAUGCGGGUUCAACUUAACGAAGAAAUUUGUAAUGCAGAAAUGCGAUAAUUAGUACGAGUACGAUACUUUUGCAAUGCAUAGUCCACUCCAAGGAGCAGAAUGACCGGGUGAAGGACCAGGUCGAGAGGCUAGCGGUGGACUUGUCAACGAGCCAGGCCGCACGGAUGGGUAUGGACGCCGGAUCGGCGAUGAUGUCCCCGGGCAAUAUGGGCGGGGGGAACAACAUGCAGGGAACGACCAACGGGGCUUUGCUGGACAGAAGUAGUGCCAGGAUCACGCAAGCGCAGGGACAGCAGGUACUAGAGUGAGCGAAGUUUUUUUACCAUCACAUAUUAAUGUUUGUAGUACGGCUAGUACGAUGAUCGACGUUCCCGUUUGUUGUUCGUGUAUCAGCCUUGAUUUUUUGCGUGUCACGACAAAACUUUUUUCGAUAUAUAUGCAUAUGGUGCAUCAGAACUUCAUCUCUUACUCUUUCUGUUCCAUUCGGAUCAUUCAUUUCUUCCCAUUAUCAAAACUCCAGUUCCUUACGCCCCGCCAAUCUCCGAUGUUGAGGCCAUCCGUCGGCGCCGCUACCGCCGGCGCACAGAUGGGCAGUGUCGUGAUCGGAGGGAAGAUUUACCCGCCGGGAACGAGAGUGGUGCAGCAGUAAGUAGGCAGAGGCAUGCGUUGUGUACCGAUCGGUAGGGUUUGAAGAGACUGAAAGUACUUGCUCUUGCCCCGUUUUGAUGCAUUGAUGUAUACCAGUUUGCUUUUGUUCAGUAGAAGGUCAAAGUAUUCUUGUUUUUCAGAUCUUACGUGGUCUCUUUGCAUGUUGCUGUACACCAGUUUCUGUUUUUUGUGGUUGUAUGAUUCGUUUUGUGUUUCAAAUUCAAAUUAACCCAGUUCAAAUUUCAGAAGUAACCAAGCCCAGAGGUCAGAGUCAGUUGAGAUGAUUUACGAUUCACACAAUUAAAAAAUCUACCCCGAAUGAUGUCAGUUGAGCAUGUUGUAAAUCGAUAGAAGUCAACAUUCUUUGAGCAAAAAAUAUUCAAACGCUCUCAUCGAGCACAGGUGAAUGAGAAAGAAAUAAGUAUGUGGUUUUUCCGAAGUAGAAAGUAUAGCCUUCUUCGAGCAUUUUCCAUCCCCUCUCUAGCAUUGGCCGGAAUCACGCACGCAAUCAAAGCAUUUUUAUCGCUGUACAUAUGACACACACACGUGGGAAAAUAGAAAUUUCCAUAGACCAAUUGCCUCAUGUCAUUCAGAAAAUGCUUGUAGAAGUUCUAACACGAAAUAAUAUUUUGGUCUUUCCCCGAACCAUGAGCAAUGAUGCCCAUUAAACCCAUGAUCCGCACUACACAUCAAGUUUGGAGCAUAAGAUCGCAACUACAAU
Messenger RNA from Amoebophrya sp. A120, 4105 nucleotides. NCBI's taxonomy places the organism in Eukaryota, Dinophyceae, Syndiniales, Amoebophryaceae. The record is from the annotation of a GenBank genome assembly.